CGUCAUUCGCGGUCUCAUGUUGAGAAGAUUCUGUUUGGCCUUUCUCAGUCCUUUCUCAGUCCUUUCUCUUGCCAAACAAUCCUUCUCUUCAACACCAGGAUGAUGACUUCUGCCAUCAUUUAGGCCCAAACGACAGAAAUGCCUUCCUUCACCAUCGAGGUAGAGGGCGAAACCAACCCGCUGACCAGGAAUGCCGUCAUAUCCACCCUCGAAAGCGCCUCACAUCCCACGGCUCAAGGCUUGAAAGUAGCUACACAGCAGAUUGGGAAUUGGGAAAGGUCACCUGGCUAUUAUGCCCUUCUUCAGGAUGUCUACGCCGAUUUCUCGCUCAGCCAAGAAGUUCGCUUGCAGGCCAUCAUUCAACUCAAGAACGGCAUCGACAAACACUGGCGCAAAACGUCCGUAAAUCCUAUCAGCAAGGUUGAGAAGGAACAGAUCAGAUCGAGAUCUAUCGAAGUGGGCGUGCGCGAGCCUAUCUCUGCCCUUGCACUCCAGAAUGCCCUGAUGCUUGCGAAGAUUGUCCGGUAUGAAUUUCCCCACGACUGGCCGGACGUCAUCAAUGUCAUAAUACAACACCUUCGAGCGGCAAGUGAAGACCUAAAUGCAAACCUUUAUAUCUCGAACAUUUUGACCAUUACCCUGCAAGUUAUCAAGGAGCUGGCAUCGGGACGUCUACAGCGCACGAAGAAGAGUCUUCAACUUGUAGCGCUGGAGCUUUUGCAAGUCCUAGGGCGCCUCUACGUUGGUUUGGUGGCUAAGUGGCAGUCAAGCGCUCAUCAAGCCGACCUGGCUAGCGCAGUCAGCAGUCAUUCAGCGCUCAAGACACUGCGGCGACUCCUCAUCGUUGGCUUUGAGAAUCCUCAUCGGGAAGACGCUGUCAAGCAAUUUUGGGAUCUCCUGCAGACGCACCAACAAGCUUUUUGGGCAGCAUACAGCCAAGCACUUCCGGAAGACGCUCGAAGCAUGCUAUUGAAGCAUCUGCUCCAACUGGCCAAGUUGUAUCUCGACAUGGCUCGAAAUCACCCGGCCUCCUUUGUCCUUCUUGGCUGCAUGGACGUCUUGAACCGUUCCUGGUUGAUAAUCAGCCAGAGCGAAGCUAGGCAGCCACCUUUGCAGGGUAACUUUGAUUGGAACGUGUACCGCAGUGGCGACAAUGUCGAGGAGUCACCAAUAGAGAAGCUUUGCUUGAAAGCCCUAUUACUAUUUCGUGCUUGCCUGAAGAUGGUCUUCAACCCUGUCCAAACGUUCAAAUAUGUCACCCCAGAGGACAAGCAAGACAGAAAAGCCGCAGUCGACUACGUCAAAAACACGGUGCUUACCCAAGACUUCGUUCUUCGACUUAUGGAGCUUUUGGUGACCCAAUAUUUCAUCCUUCGGCCGUCCGACUUGCGAGAUUGGGAGCAGGAGCCGGAUGAGUGGGAACGCCGAGAGGAAGAAAUUGCAGAUGCAUGGGAGUUCUCCAUUCGCUCAUGUUCGGAAAAGUUGUUCCUAGAUCUUGUCAUCAACUUCAAAGAGCUUCUGGUUCCACGGUUAGUCCAAGUGUUCCAUCAAUACGCUACCACUUCAAACACCGAUGUGCUUCUGAAAGACAGCCUCUACUCGGCCAUUGGCAUAGCAGCCGCAUGUCUGGAAGAUGUCCUUGACUUCAAUACUUUCCUCCGGGAAACCUUGGUGCAAGAAGUGCAGAUGAACCAGCCAAAUUACAACCUCCUUCGACGGCGAACUGCAAUUUUACUAGGCCAAUGGGUCCCAAUCAAGGCGGAAACACUCGAUCGAAUUGCAGUGUAUCAAAUAUUCACACAUUUGCUUUCCAGCAAAGAGCCACUCAAUGACCAUGUGGUUCGAGUGACAGCAGGACGGCAGUUGCGUCUUGUGUUGGAGCCCUUUGAAUUCAGCUACUCCGAUUUCAGACCCUACGCUACACCUUUGCUAGAAGGCGUCAUGUCUCUCAUCACUGAGACUGAACUAUCCGAGACAAAGAUGGCAUUGCUCGAGACGGUUAGAGUGGCGGUCACGAGGUUGGAAGGCCAUAUAGAACCGUACGCACAGGGCAUAAUGUCGAUGCUUCCGCCGUUGUGGACAGAAUCUGGCGAAGAACACUUGAUGAAACAAGCAAUAUUGACCUUGAUCACCGCAAUUGUCAACAGUCUUGGGCAGAAGAGCCUUGCUUACCAUGGGCCCAUUCUACCCUUGAUUCAUGACUCAAUCCAACCACAGUCGGAAGCAAUUGUGUAUCUACUUGAGGAGGCCCUCGAACUGUGGGCUGCAAUCGUACAGCAGACUCCAACGGAACAUGCCUCUUCAGAUCUGCUAUCCCUCUCUCAAUCUCUCCUUCCACUGUUGGAUAUGGGCGGUGAACUUCUACGGCAGAUAUUUGAGCUCACCGAAUCCUAUACGAUAUUGUCGCCCACUACGGUUCUGUCUCCUCAAUUUCUGACGCCGCUCCUCAUAUCAAUGAAAUCCUUCUUGCCAGCUCUAUCAACUAGCCGAGCACGGGAUGCGUCAUUGGCACCUCAUGUACUUGAAAACCUUGUCGCUACCAUUUCGAUCGAGUCUCAGUCCGGUGUGAAUCCUCAACAGGCGCUUACACACGUGUUGGAAUCGAUGCUAAGUACCAACUAUCUGGCAUCGGUGAUGGAGCUCCUUAAGGAAGCAUACGAGUACCAUCAGGAUCCUCGUCCGAUUCGCAAACCACCAGACAUCAUUGGCCCGGGAGAGACCAGCCUUUUCGGUCUACUUGCACGCAUAGCACUGCUCUCACCAGACCAAUUCAUUCAAGCCGUGACCGCUACCGAUAUUACGUCAAGCGUUUCUACAUCAGCGUCAACUCCGUCGUCUGUUUCACCACCCGCCAAAUGGCUUUUGACAGAAUGGUUCCUCCACAUCGACACCAUAGGCGACAUCUUACGCAAGAAACUUCAGGUCCUUGCCCUCACAAACUUGCUUACUUGUACCGUGCCUCCACACUUUCCAACAUUCAUGCUCGAAAGCCUCGAGACACUGUUCACAAUUUGGACCGAUAUUUGUACGGAGCUCGGGCAAGAAGCAGCAGAUGAAUCCGAGGGUGACUACUUGUGGCAUAACCGCCACGGAAAUGGUGGAGAUGUCCCUGAGUGGCCGGAUGCAACGCCGGAGGAUGGACGAAAGAGAAUAUUGAGUAACCACGACCCAAUCUACACGAUGAAUAUACGCGAAUUCAUCGGGGCGCGGCUGAGACAGGUAAUUGAGAGGACAGGCGGGUUGGAGAAUUUUCAGCACCAUUGGCUCAGUCAAAUUGACGAAACGAUUGUUAAGAGCUUCGCGAACAUGAAGUUGUUGUGACACGGGAUUUGUAUUUAAUCGAGCAUCAUGGCAAUUGGAAACGACGGGACACGAGACUCACGCGAAAUGUUCUAAAACUGAUCCUAUCUCUCACCACGAGGAUGUUUGACCUGUUGUUACACGACCUCACCAAUGGACAAGUCCUGCUAUCAACAUUUGCUUUUACAGAUGGGUGUGGAGCUCUCGUGCUGGCGGUAUUCACGUUUAUUAGAGCCAACAAGGCGCCUGUGAUCGAUAAGUAAAGCCCAACACAAGAACAACUUCAGAAGGAGGGCAAAGGGGCCUAAUGAAAACAGAGCAUAUGUCGGGAGGGCUUCCAUGUACAGCUCACUUGAAUGAAGAAAGGUGGAGUGCCAGCUACGGGCUAUGAGACACCCAUAUCCAAUGCUUCC
Molecule: messenger RNA, 3713 nt
Organism: Cladophialophora immunda
Lineage: Eukaryota; Fungi; Ascomycota; Eurotiomycetes; Chaetothyriales; Herpotrichiellaceae
Exons: 1
Coding region: 139-3321 (1060 amino acids)
Biological process (GO): protein import into nucleus
Cellular component (GO): nuclear envelope; cytosol
Molecular function (GO): small GTPase binding
Source: RefSeq, a predicted model, not a curated record